Molecule: messenger RNA, 3390 nt
Organism: Phycodurus eques (leafy seadragon)
Lineage: Eukaryota; Metazoa; Chordata; Actinopteri; Syngnathiformes; Syngnathidae
Gene: kcnh6b
Product: potassium voltage-gated channel, subfamily H (eag-related), member 6b
Exons: 10
Coding region: 1-2487 (828 amino acids)
Biological process (GO): regulation of ventricular cardiac muscle cell membrane repolarization; potassium ion transmembrane transport; regulation of heart rate by cardiac conduction
Cellular component (GO): membrane
Molecular function (GO): inward rectifier potassium channel activity
Source: RefSeq, a predicted model, not a curated record
AUGAAGUGCGGGGGACCGGCUGGUAGGGGCCCCGACUGCCGAUCCCCUCCGGCCUCAAGGAUAGAGCUUCUCAGCCCCUCCAAGGUGAAGGUCACCCAGGUUCUUUCUCUGGAGUCUGACGUGCUACCAGAAUAUGAACUCCAAGUGCCAGAGACAACGUGGUGGAUCUUGCUCCACUACAGCCCCUUCAAGGCCUUCUGGGACUGGAUCAUUCUCCUCCUGGUGCUCUACACAGCAGUAUUCACGCCGUACUCGGCGACGUUCCUCUUGGACGAGCACAGCGACGUGCGUCAGAGGAGCUGCGGCUACACAUGCAACCCGCUCAACGUGGCCGACCUGUUGGUGGACGUACUGUUCAUCGUGGACAUAGUCAUCAACCUGCGCACCACCUACGUGGACCACAACGAUGAGGUGGUGACGCAGCCCAGCAGGAUCGCCAAGCACUAUAUCAAAGGGUGGUUCCCUAUUGAUCUUUUUGCGGCUAUCCCCUUUGACCUUCUCAUUUUUAGGUCCGUUUCUGAUGAGAUGGCAACCUUAAGAAGUCUGCUCAAAACGGCUCGCUUGCUGCGGUUGGUCCGCGUGGCAAGAAAGCUGGACCGCUAUUCCGAGUACGGAGCCGCUGUUCUCUUCCUGCUAAUGUGCACUUUUGUGCUCAUCGCCCAUUGGCUCGCCUGCAUGUGGUACGCUAUCGGCUUCGUGGAGAGGCCCUACACGGAGACCGGUUGGCUGGACAACCUGGCAGAGCAACUGGGCAAGACCUACAACGACAACAACUCAAGCUCCGGUCCUUCUGUCAAAGACAAAUACGUGACAGCACUUUACUUCACCUUGAGCAGUCUGACAAGCGUUGGGUUCGGGAAUGUCUCUCCCAACACAAAUUCAGAGAAGCUCUUCUCCAUCUGUGUCAUGGUUGUCGGCUCUCUUAUGUAUGCCAGCAUAUUCGGGAACGUGUCGGCCAUCAUCCAGAGGCUGUACUCGGGUACGACUCGCUACCACACGCAGAUGCUACGUGUCAAAGAGUUUAUUCGCUUUCACCAAAUCCCUGUCAGCCUACGCCAACGACUGGAGGAAUACUUCCAGCACGCGUGGUCCUACACGAACGGCAUCAACAUGAACGCUGUGUUGAAGGGCUUCCCAGAGUCCUUGCAAGCGGACAUCUGUUUGCACUUGAACCGAUCUCUUCUGCAGACGUGCAAGGCUUUCCGUGGAAGCAGCGAGGCCUGCCUGCGGGGCUUGGCCAUGAGAUUCAGGACGGUCCACGCGCCUCCGGGCGACACCCUCAUCCACUACGGCGACAUCCUAGACUCGCUCUUUUUCAUGUCGCGGGGUUCCGUCCAGGUCAUCAGGGAUGACGUGGUGGUUGCCAUACUAGAGAAGAAGGACAUCUUUGGUGAACUGAUUCAUCUUUAUAAUGAGCCUGGGAAGUCCAAUUCGGAUGUGAUCACAAUCACUUACUGUGACCUACACCGGAUUCUGAGGGAUGAUCUGCUGGAGGUUCUGGAUAUGUACCCUGGCUUUGCAGACCACUUCUGGAGGAACCUGGACUUGACGUUCAACCUCAGAGAUGUAGAUCAAGUGGUGCCAAUAUCAACUGAUGAUUCAGGUGAUGACUGUGAUUACCGCCACAGGCCAAGACACAAAAUCCACUCUCUGGACUGCAGAAUCAGACCAGAUGGAAUGGAUCACGAAGAUUCUUACCCUCUUCAGUCCUGUCGGCAUCGUUGCUCCCCAUCCCAAGCCCGUUGGGAAGACAGCUGUAGCUGCGGUUCCUCGUGUUCCCAGUCCAGCGAGGACUCGACUAAACCUCUCGCUCAGAACGCCAAAGUUGAGCUUUACCCGUCUGAAGGCGGCAGAAGGGAAUACGUCCCCACUGAGGUGCAGCUGCUACCCCCAAGUGGCGUGUCGGUGGGAAGGGAAGCAGUGUUGGACCGGAGUCGUCAAGCUCCGUCUUCGAAUGUGCCAGAAAUGUUCCACUACUGGACAGAUCGACGACCUCACCAGUUCUCCAGUCAGGCCUGGCAAUCGUCGUCGGUCCGCUACUCUUACCACCCGCCGCAGUUCACUGAGGAGCGGCGCAGCGAACUCGAGUCUCGACUGGAAGUAUUGCAUGCACAGCUCAACAGGUUGGAGACCCGCAUGACGGCCGACAUCAACGUCAUCCUCCAGCUUCUUCAGCAGCAGAUCGCGGCCGUCCCUCCGGCUUACAGCACCGUGUCGUCCCGGACACUCCCGACUGACUCGACGGGCCUGUACGGCAGCGGGACGCCCGUGCUGUGUGCCAUGUACCCCAUCGCCCCCUUGCAGAUAGACAGCCCAGCACCCACUCCAGUAAGUAGAGGUACAGGUACUGUGGAACGUCCUCAUCCCACGAACCCGAGGACGCGCACCUCCCUCCGUUGCCCCUCGCUGCCGGACAACCUGGACACGACCUCAGGGCUGUCUGAGAUCCAGAAGCACCACUCAGACCCAGUACUUCCUAUCACCUAACUGGGUCAGUAAUGGCAUUCAGUAUGACUUGUAAAGUUGAAGGGACACAUCCUCUGUCAGUACAGUAGAUGCUGUAGGUCUCCAAAGACAAGCAGCAGAGGUGGGGGACUCGAGUCACAUGACGUAACAUAAGUUGCCAAUUUUAGGAAUUGGGACUUCCUUGGCGAACACUUAAGAAAGAUUUGACUUGAGUUUGACUUGGUAUAGGUCAACAUGAGACGCUACUUGACUUAGACUUGGAACUACAUGCAUUACGAAAGCAGUGACAGAAGGUUCUCUGAAGAUUAUUACAUUUGGAUUUUAGGGUUGUGUUUUCGAUAAAAAUUUGGCAAAAAAAAAAAAAAAAAGAACAGCAACAUGGAAGGUUUGCAACUCAAAGAGACACAACAACUGACAUCUUCCGUCAUCCGUCAGUACAAAUCCCCCCAAAAUACAGGUAAGCUACAUUAACCGUGUAGCUAACCGAUAGCUGGUCAAACAUUAAAUUAGCUUCAAGUCGGUUAUACAUUUAACUGAGAAGACAAAGUGAUAGACAAUACACAGACUGGUAUUGGGUCAUUAAAAAAACAACGAUGUAAUUGUAAACAUUAGCUAACUAACGUACAGAUAGGGUUGAUGCUACAUGCUAAUACUGAAUGUAGCGCAAAGUGGCUAACAUGUUAAUUUAUGUUGUGACUGAGUAAGAUGUGACUUAACUUAUGACUUGCUUAACUCAGGUAAUGACUCGAUUUGCAUGCUCUUGUUACACUAACUUAGGACUAUUUGUUACACUAACUUGCAACUAGCUUGAAACUUGCAAGCUAAGACUUCAGAUUUACUUAUGACUUGCAUAUAUUGUUAGCUUAAUAGCAUAGUUUCCUAAAUGAUUUAAACAUUUUCGGAAAAUAAGGAAAACUUUUUUUU